Molecule: messenger RNA, 2421 nt
Organism: Arabidopsis lyrata subsp. lyrata
Lineage: Eukaryota; Viridiplantae; Streptophyta; Magnoliopsida; Brassicales; Brassicaceae
Exons: 1
Molecular function (GO): nucleic acid binding; zinc ion binding
Source: RefSeq, a predicted model, not a curated record
AUGGCUCCUCGAAAGAAUAACGAAGAUCAACAUGAAGAAUUUCGCCAAACCUUGGAGAAUUUCACUCAGGGGCUGCAAGAAGCUUUGCAACUCGCUGUUGAAAACGCAUUAACAACGGUGCUACAAACUCAGCAAGGUAAUAGACGGGAACGGCGUGGUGAGUUUGAGGAAGAGAACGAUGAUGAAGAAGUUGACAAUCUGUUUGCAAAUCCCAUCCGUCAAGAACGUGACCAACAGAUUCGUCUACGCGACAACAACGUCAACAACAACAACAACAAUAACACUCCUCGCUGGGAAUCCGGAUUCAGAUUGGAAAUUCCAGAAUUUGCAGGUGGCCUUAAAGCGGAAGAGUUUCUCGAUUGGCUGAAUGUGGUUGAGGAAGUUUUGGAUUUUAAGAAAGUUCCUGAUGAGUUUCGUGUCUCACUUGUGGCUACACGAUUUAAAGGUCGAGCUAUGGCUUGGUGGACUCAGCUUAAGGAAUCUCGUCGACGCUCCGGCAAGGAUAAAAUUGAUUCAUGGGAAAAAUUGAAGAAAUAUAUGCGUCGAGGAUUUCUCCCGUAUAAUUAUGAGAGGACAUUGUACACUAAGCUGCAAAACUUACGACAAGGGUCACGUACGGUAGAUGAAUAUGCGUUGGAUUUCUUUGAGAUGACGGCACGCACCACGCUUGGAGAAACUGAAGAUCAACUUGUUUCUCGAUUUAUUGGUGGCCUCCGUUCUCAGCUGCAGAUUCCAUUACAACAGUUCAAUCCAACAUCGGUUUAUGAAGCACAUCAGCGGGCUAAUGGAAUGGAGCUUCAGUACAAGUCCAAUUGGAAUCCAUCCUCAUCUCGUAAUCGUUCCCUUCUGCCACCUCCUAGCGAAUCCAACUCUGUUCAGGCCUCAGAUGCUGCAGCUCCACGCACUAACACGUCACGACCGAGUGCUCCACCUGAUUCAAUUGCAGCUUCUCGUCCACCACAAACCGGAGCAUUGCGUUGUUUCAGCUGCGGCGAGUCUGGUCAUCGACAAACAGCAUGUCCGCACCAGACUAAGCGGGGGAUGUUGACUCAGGAAACAGAGCAAGAUGGCGAGCCUCGAUAUGAUGAUUACGGGUCAGAUGAAGAAGAGCCAAAGGAUGAAUUUAUUUUUGGUGACACAGGUCAUGCUUUGGUACUCCGCCGUAAUUGUUUACUUCCUCGAGCCACAGAGGAAUCAUGGUUACGCUCUAACCUAUUUCGUUCUACUUGCACAAUCAAUGGCAAAGUUUGUAAGCUGAUAAUUGAUUCGGGAAGUUGCACAAACGUGAUAUCAAGAGAGGCAGUUCGUAAGCUUGGUCUCAAGUAUGCAGCUCAUCCAUUUCCAUACAAGCUCGCUUGGUUAAAUACGGGUUCUGAAAUUUCUGUUUCUAAGCAAGCAUUAGUAGCAUUUUCUAUUGGGUCAUACAAGGAUUCAGUUUCUUGUGAUGUGGUUCCAAUGGAUGCUUGCCACCUGUUGUUAGGUCGCCCUUGGCAGUUUGAUCGUGAUACUACACAUAAAGGCAGAAACAACACUUAUAGCUUCACUUUUGGGGGUCGCAAUGUUACAUUAGUGCCAUCAAAGGAGGAGACAGAGUUGUUACCAGCUGUUACAAGUGCGACUGAGAUGAGUAAAACGACUGCUCCACAAUCGUUAUUAGUGGUUCCUAAGGCUGAUUUUGAGGCCCAACUUGGUGAUACUACGAUCGUGUGGGCAUUGAUCUCAGCUCCGCCGCCUUUAAGGGAAGUUUCUCCUACUCCAAGUGCUUUUCACGAGUUACUUAACGAGUUUAGUGAUGUGUUUCCAGAUGAUUUGCCUCAUGACCUACCUCCAUUACGGGAUAUUCAACACCGGAUUGAUUUGGUUCCAAACGCAGUUCUUCCCAACCGGCCUCACUACCGCAUGAGUCCACAAGAACAUGAUGAACUACGUCGCCAAGUCGAAGAGCUUCUCGCUAAAGGACAUGUUCGUGAAAGUUUGAGUCCUACGGCUGUUCCGGCGUUACUUAUUCCAAAGAAAGACGGCUCGUGGCGGAUGUGUGUUGAUAGUCGCGCCAUCAACAAAAUCACUGUCCGAUAUCGCUUCCCAAUUCGUCGUUUAGACGAUUUGCUUGAUCAGAUUGGUUGCGCCUCUAUUUUCUCCAAGCUGGAUUUAAAAAGCGGUUAUCACCAAAUUCGGAUUCGACCGGGAGAUGAAUGGAAAACGGCAUUCAAAACGCGUGAGGGUCUUUUUGAAUGGAUGGUGAUGCCCUUUGGUCUUUCUAAUGCUCCUAGCACGUUUAUCCGUGUGAUGAAUCAAGCUUUGCGUCCUUUCAUCGGUAAGUCUGUUGUUGUCUAUUUUGACGACAUACUUGUGUUUAGCGCAGAUUUAUCAAGUCACCUACGACACCUUUCGGAGGUACUCCACGUCUUGCGCCGAGAGAAA